GAGACGCGGAUGCACGUGAGGUUCACCAAAAAUUGACAAGCGAGCAAAGAACAAGAACAAGUCACAAGAACAAGUGAAGUGCACUCGGACCUCACGUAUACUUUUACCAAGAAAUAAACCAGAAAAGUGGGUAUACCAUGAGACAGUCAGUCCGCCUAUUGCCUGCUGCUCGCUGUUCAGCAAGAGCCCUACGACUCCACAGCACGCUCCCUGAGCACUCAACCAUCAGUGAUGCCUCUCAGCCACGCAUCAAUGAGCUGGGCAUCCCAAUGCUCUCCCCUCGUCUACACGCCCAGGUGUUUGGACAGGAUCCUGCCCCUGCAGAUCCGGCCAGGGUGCAGGAGGCGGUCGCCCACCUCUCUGAGCAUGGCCUGUGGGGCCGCACAGCUGAUGUGUUUGACGAGCCCCAGAUUGACAUUCCACCCCUGAGCUCGGAGUCGCUGGAGGAGCACUUUCGGCUGGAGGCGGAGCGCCAGGCGGGCCCGUACCGGCGGCUGUUGGAGGCGCUGGUGGCCGGCGAGAUCCCUGCGCCGCCGCCGCCGGCCGGUUGGCGGCUGCAGCCGGGCUGGACGCGGUACCUGCCGGGCGGCUCGGCGGCGCCGGUGGACGCGCCUCCCUGUGACGCGCUCGUGUUUGACGUGGAGGUGGUGGUGCGCCGCCAGCUGCCAGUGCUGGCCACGGCCGUAUCCCCGCACGCCUGGUACGGCUGGGUGAGCCCUUACCUUCUGCACGAGACGCCGCCGAGCGCGGCCUCCUCGGGGCUUUUGCUGCCCCAGCUGAUCCCGCUAGAACCAAGCGGAGCGGUCCCCUCCGCGGACCGGCCGCGUGUCAUCGUCGGCCACAACGUCAGCUACGACCGCUCAUGGGUGCGCGAGCAGUACCGGCUGCGUGCCGACGGCACCCGCUUCGUCGACACCAUGAGCAUGCACAUCGCGGUGGGCGGCAUCACGAGCCAGCAGCGCUCCAUGCUGAUGGGCGCCCGCCGGCCGGCCGACUCCCGUCCGCGCCGCGCGCCGCCCGCCGACCUCGACUGGAUGACGCAGACCAGCAUGAACUCACUAGCGGACGUGUACAAACACUACUGCGGCGAGAAGCUCGACAAGGACGAACGAGACGUGUUCAUCAAGGGGGACGUGCAGGACGUACGCGCGCAGUUCGGUCAGCUGAUGAACUACUGCGCUGGUGACGCGCGCGCCACGUGGCGCGUGCUGCGCCGACUGCUGCCCGACUUUCUCGAGCGGUUCCCGCACCCGGUCACACUGGCGGGGAUGCUGCAUAUGGGACAGGUCUACCUGCCGGUCGGCCCGGCCUGGCAGCGCUACCUGCGCCUCUGCGGGGAGACCUACGACGACCUGGAGAACGAGCUGAGCGCCGCCCUGCGCCGGGUGGCCGACGCCGCGUGCCGGGCCGCGCACCGCCGUCGACACGAGAGUGAUGUGUGGCUCUGGGACCUCGACUGGAGUGUGGCGGAGAUGAAGGUGAAAAAAGUGACCGCUGCUGCCGCUAAGCGGGCUGCCAAGGCCGCUGCGGCUGCAGAGGCGCCUGCUGUGACUAGGAAGGGAAAGAAGGGGAGAAAGAAGGCUGAGGUGGCUGGCCCGCCGCGGCUGCCGGCUGACUGGCAGAAGCCGUGCCGCCGGCUGACUGAAGCCGAGUUCGACAGUGACACGCCGCUGCCGCAGCCGCUGGCCGCGUGGUUCGCGCCGCUCUGGGCUACCGCCGAGCGACUGUACAAGCGGCAGCCGCUGCUGCCCGGCUACCCGAAAUGGUACAGAGAGCUCUGUAACAAGGAUGGCUCGGGUCUGACCGAGCUGACCACCUCGAAGCGAGUGGUGCCCAAACUACUGCGCCUGACCUGGGACGGCCACCCGCUGCACUAUGACCGCCGGUUUGGCUGGGGCUACGUGGUGCCCGGCCGGCCGGAUGACCCGGGUGACCCCUGGGACGGCGGGACGGCCGCGGAGGGUGUGUGUUCGGGCGAUGAGCCGGAGUGGUGGGAUGAAGAUGCUGCCCGGCACGCUGAAAGAACUGAUCACUCCAGUGAGGAGGGUGCGGAGGACGGUUCUGCGUUCCCGCUCCCCUCCCUGCUGGCAGUAUGCGCGGAGCGAGGUGACCGACCACUCUCCGACACGGAAGCCCUGCCAGUCCCGGACGUCAACCUCCGCGGCGCCUCAUUCUACCCCCUACCGCACCGCGACGGGCUGGGAAACAACGUCGGAAACCCGCUCUCCAAACACUUCCUGGCACAGGCCGAGGCGGGGGUGCUGCGCGCGGCUGCCGGAGCCGGCUCCUCGGCCGAGCGUGUGCUGCGAAUCAGUCAGACUAUCUCCUACUGGAGGAACAACCAGGAGAGGAUCCUGUCUCAGCGGGCGGUGCUGGCUUCGGCCGACCAGCAGCCGCCGUCGGUGACAGAGAGCGCAGAGUUCAGCGGCGGGCAGCUGUACGGGGCCAUCCUGCCGCAGGUCAAAGUAGCCGGUACGCUCACCCGCCGCGCGGUGGAGCGUACCUGGCUGACGGCCAGUAACGUCCGCUCUGACCGUCUGGGCUCGGAGCUGCGUGCCAUGGUACAGGCGCCGCCCGGAUAUCACCUGGUGGGAGCCGAUGUAGACUCACAGGAGCUGUGGAUUGCCGCUGUGAUCUCGGAUUCCGCCUUCGCUCGGAUCCACGGCAGCACCGCGUUCAGCUGGAUGACACUCCAGGGUAAGAAGUCGGAGGGCACGGACCUGCACUCUCGCACGGCCGCUCUCGUGGGCGUAUCACGCGACCUGGCUAAGGUCCUCAACUACGGCCGCAUCUACGGCGGAGCACGGCCGUUUGCCGUCCAGCUGGUCCGCCAGCACAGCGGCGGUCUGCCUGCCGGGGAGCUGGAGCGGCGGGUGGCCGAAACGUACCGCUCCACCAAGGGCAGCCGGCGCUGGACGCUGAACGAGCGGGGCCGGGCAGCACUGGGCCGCGUCAGGGAGAUGGCAGAGGAUAUGGAGGACCCGGACCCGCUCCUGUCUGAGCUGCUCGACUGGCCCGAGGAUGAGCCGUGGCCUCCCGCUCAGCUGAUACGUCUGGCGCGUCUCUCUGGCGCCGCCCACCACUGGAAGGACCUGGCCGCCCGGCCCGUCUGGCACGGAGGCACCGAGAGCUUCAUGUUCAACAAGCUGGAGUCCCUGGCCAGUGAGUUACAGCCGGCCACGCCUGUACUGGGAGCCCGCCUCAGUCGCGGCCUCGAGCCGCAGCUGGUGGGCGACAACUUCACACCGUCUCGGGUCAACUGGGUAGUGCAGAGUUCGGCCGUUGACUUCCUCCACCUGAUGACCGUCUGCAUGCAGUGGCUGAUGGAGACGUGCCACAUCGAGGGGCGCUUCUGCAUCAGCAUACACGACGAAGUCAGGUACCUGGUACGCUCCGAGGACCGGUACCGCGCCGCCUUGGCUCUUCACAUCACCAACCUUCUGACCCGCUCGCUGUUCUCGCUGAGACUCGGACUGGACGACCUGCCGCAGUCGGUGGCUUUUUUCAGUGGCGUGGACAUAGACAAAGCGCUGCGGAAGGAUGCGACCAACGAUUGCAGGACUCCGUCGAACCCUCACGGUCUCCACGCUGGCUACGGCGUUCCCCCUGGCGAGGUGCUCGACAUUCACCAGACAGUGGCGCGGGUGGGACCGUCCCCACUGCCGACCGGCCGGUCAGCCGGGGCAGAGUGCAGUGGUAACGCGGGGGAGAGUGGGGGAUAGAGAGAGAGAGAGAGAGAGAGAGAGAGAGAGAGAGAGAGAGAGAGAGAGAGAGAGAGAGAGAGAGAGAGUGAGUGAGUGAGUGAGUGAGUGAGUGAGUGAGUGAGUGAGUGA
Molecule: messenger RNA, 3833 nt
Organism: Amphibalanus amphitrite
Lineage: Eukaryota; Metazoa; Arthropoda; Thecostraca; Balanomorpha; Balanidae
Gene: tam
Product: DNA polymerase subunit gamma-1-like
Exons: 11
Coding region: 138-3722 (1194 amino acids)
Biological process (GO): mitochondrial DNA replication
Cellular component (GO): mitochondrion; gamma DNA polymerase complex
Molecular function (GO): DNA-directed DNA polymerase activity; DNA binding; 3'-5' exonuclease activity
Source: RefSeq, a predicted model, not a curated record